AUGGGAACCAAGCGAUCGACUGUCCAUCUUCGAAGGAGGAGGACUUCACAGAUUGGCGCUUCUUCUGCUGGCGAUCGUCUUCCCUCCCUCUCCAAUCACUUUCAGCUCUCUCCUGGACACUGAAAAUCUAUGGCGGAGGCGCUCGUCGGCGGAGCAUUUCUCUCCGCUUUCCUCCAGGUGCUCUUCGACCGCAUGGCCUCUCGCGAGGUCGUCGACUUCUUCGGAUCGAGCAAGCUCAGCAAGAGGAGGUUGCUGGAGAAGCUGGAGGUCGCGCUCUUGUCCGCGAACGCCGUGUUGGACGACGCGGAGGAGAAGCAGAUGACCAGCUCCUCCGUCAGGAGGUGGGUCGACGAGCUCAAGGACGCCGUGUACGACGCCGACGACCUGUUCGACGAAAUCGCGACCGAGAAUCUGAAGCGCGAAGUCGGGAUCGAGUCUCGGCCUCUCGUUUGUAAGGUUUGGAGCUUCGCUUCGGAUGCUUGUGUGAGUAGAUUUGGGGAUAAGCUAGAGAAGGUUCUGGAGAGAUUGGAGUGUGUAGUGAAGCAGAGAGAAGUGUUGGGCCUAAGAGAAGGUAUUCGCGAGAGGAUGCCUAGGACUUUGCCUACCACUUCGUUAGUCGAGGAAUCAGGCGUCUUUGGGAGAGAGAAGGACAAGGAGGCGGUAAUCGAGUUGCUUUUGUCGGAUCGGAGCGAAAAGAACACCAGUGUGAUCGCCAUUGUUGGGAUGGGAGGUGUUGGGAAAACCACGCUGUCUCAGCUUGUGUUCAAUGAUGGUGUGGUGAAGGGGAGUUUCGAGUUGAGAUCGUGGGUUUCCGUGUCCCAUCAAUUCGACAUCUGCAAGCUGACGGCGACGGCUCUUGAGGAAUUCUCCUUGUCUAGGAAGGAGACCGAAAAUCUCAACCAGCUUCAGCUCCAACUGAAGAACGUCUUGACUGGGAAAAAAUUUCUAUUGGUAUUGGAUGAUGUUUGGAAUGAGGACUUCAACAUUUGGGAUGCAUUCCUCGUUCCUUUUACCUAUGGAGCAAGAGGAAGCAAAAUCGUCGUGACAACACGAAAUGAGGGCGUGGCAUCGGUUGCUUGUGCCGUCUCAACAUACUCUUUACAGAAGUUACAAGACACAGAAUGUUGGGACUUGUUUGCAAAACAUGCAUUUGACGAGCAUAACUUCGAGGCACGCACGAGACUCGAAGAUAUUGGGCAAAGAAUUGUAAAGAGGUGUGAUGGAUUGCCUCUUGCGCUAAAGACUAUAGGUAGUUUGUUACGCUCGGAGUCUGAUAUCAGAAAGUGGGAAAUAAUUGCAGAGAGUAAUAUUUGGGAUUUGGCCCCUGGAAAGAAUGAAAUUCUCCCUGCGUUGUUGUUAAGUUAUCAUUACCUUCCUCCACAACUGAAACGAUGUUUUGCCUAUUGCUCAAUCUUCCCAAAGGAUUGUAAAUAUGAGAAGGACCAACUGAUCUUACUUUGGAUUGCUGAGGGCUUGAUAAAACAACCUAAGGACAGCAGGACAUUAGAGGAAGUAGGUGAUCAGUACUUCUGUGAUCUUGUCUCUAGAUCUCUGCUUCAUAGAGUAAGCGAUAUCGAAUCAAGUUUUUUAAUGCAUGAACUAGUCAAUGACUUAGCAAGAUAUGUAGCUGGUCAAUCUUUUUUUAGCUUGGACGGAGGCAAUGCACACCAGGUGUCCUCAAGCACCCGCCAUUUGUCAUUUGUAAGAACGCGAUAUGAUGUCGCUUCUAGAUUCGGAGUAUUGGCUGGGGCAAUGCAGUUACGCACUUUCCUGCCACUAAAUGUGGAUUAUGUGACAUCUAAUGAGUUCUUUUUCUUGACUGAUGAGGUACUGCAUGUUCUGUUGCCGACCCUGAGAAAGUUAAGGGUGCUAUCUUUGUCUCAUUAUCAGAAAAUCUCUAUGUUGCCCAGGUCAAUUGGACGUUUGAAACAACUGCGCUACUUGAACCUCUCCUAUAAUAGAAGUCUAAGCAGAUUGCCUGAUUCAAUUACUACUCUAUACAACUUGCAAACUUUAAUUCUUGCUUACUGUCAGUCUCUCAUUGAGUUACCGAGCAACAUGGGUAGCCUAACCUGUCUGCGUCAUCUUGAUAUAAGGGAGACAUUCCUGAAGAGAAUGCCGUUGCAGAUGAACAGACUGAAGAAUUUGCAGACAUUAACUAAUUUCGUGGUGGCCGAAAACGGGGGGACCAGGGUUAGGGAGCUAGGGGAGCUUGGGAAUCUUAUGGGUGCACUCUCCAUUCAGGGUUUGCAGAAUGUUGAGAGUUACCGAGAUGCCGAGAUAGUCAAUUUGCAGGGAAAAAGGUACUUGAAAAAGUUAGUACUGGAAUGGGGUUCUGAUAACAAUGUUACGCAGCAAAAUUGCUUAAAUGUAUUGGACAAGCUGCAACCUCAUUGGAACUUGAGAGAGCUUAUCAUUAUGUCCUAUAGUGGUAGGUCAUUUCCUGAUUGGCUGGGACAUGGUUUAUUCUCAAAUAUGUCAGUCGUGCGUCUUGAAUCUUGCAAGCACUGUGUGUCAUUGCCUCCUUUAGGACAGCUACCAUCUCUGGAGAAGUUGAUAAUCAAGGGAUUUGAUGGAGUAAUAAGGGUGGGUACUGAAUUUAAUGGUAGUAACUGUAUACCUUUUCAGUCACUAAAGUCUUUGGAAUUUGCUGACAUGUGCUGCUGGAAAGAGUGGACUUCUUUUGCAAUACAGACAGGAGGUCUUGCCUUUGCACAUCUGCAGGAGCUUUGUAUUAGAAAUUGCCCUGAGUUGAGUGAAGGUUUACCCAGCCAUCUCCCUUCUCUAUCAGUCUUGUCAAUUGAAAAGUGCCCACAGCUGACGUCUUCUCUACCAUUUGCACCACUUCUCCGUAAGAUCGAUUUGAAUGAUUGUGGAAAGGUUUCUGGAGUUGAGCCUCUCCUAAAUGGCACUGAGUUACAAGAUAUGGAAAUCAAGAAUCUUUCAACCCUUCCCUUGAGCUUUCUUCCUCCUACCAUGACAAGACUCAAUCUCAAAGACAGUCAUGAGAUAGAGUUGCCAAUAAACAGAUGCCAUGAAUCUCUCCAAUAUCUGAACUUGAUGCAGAGCUGCGAUUCACUUAUAUCGUUGCCUCUGGAAAUUUUCCCCUCAGUUAAGAAUAUGCAGUUAGUGGAGAUUGGAAAAUUGGAACAUCUUUCAAAUUCAGACGGUUCUCCACUUCUUCUCCAUUCGAUGAACAUUAGUGAUUGCCCUGAAUUUAGAUCUUUCCCUGCCGGAGGAUUGGCUGCCCCAUGCCUCACUUCAUUAGAGUUGAAUGACUGUCAUCAUCUAAAGUAUCUGCCAGAAAACAUGCAGGCUCUCCUUCCUUCACUUCGGUCACUGAAAAUAUCCUCAUGUCCACAACUCGAGUCAUUUCCUGAGCAGGGUUUACCCUCCAACUUGGUUGCGCUUUCAAUCUCUAAUUGUGACAAGCUCAUCACUGGCCGCAAGGAUUGGGGUCUGCAAUCACUAGCCUCUCUUAAAACUUUUGUCAUUGAGCAGGAGAAAAAUAUUGAGUCAUUUCCUGAGAUGGGGCUUCUACCAACCUCUCUCACCUCUCUGUAUAUCUUUGGCUUUGAGAAUCUGACGUCCCUGAACUCAAAAGGGCUUCAGAGCCUGGGGUCCCUUGAAAACCUGUUCAUUGGAGAAUGUCCUAAGCUCCAUUCCUUCCCAAAAGAGGGACAAAUCCUGCCCGCUUCUCUUACCACUCUGUUGAUUUAUGAUAUGGGUCUAAAAUCACUGGAUAACUUAGGGCUCCACCACCUCACUUGUCUUGAAAACUUUCACAUAAUUGGCUGCCAAAGUCUUCGAUCCAUGCCAGCGGAGGGCUUGUCAUCCUCCCUUUCCAAUCUUUUCAUCUAUGGGUGCCCUUUGCUGGAGAAAAGAUGCCAGCGGAAGAAAGGGAAAGAUUGGCCCCUGGUUUCUCACAUUCGCUGCAUCGUGAUUGAAGAUGUGCUCAUCACAUGAUUAAAUUGCUUGCUUUUCAACCCCUGUACCAAGAUCUCACUCAGGCGCUAUGAACAUGCUGAUGGUGGAUUCCUGAUGCAGCUUUGAUGGACCUACUCUUCUCCCACAAUAUCAAGAUAGUUUCAGUAACAAAGUUGUGGUGAGAAAGAAAUGGUGCUUAGUCUUCACAAGACAAGGGGAUUAUAAGGAUCAGUAGCAGCAUAGGCAAUGAGAUGGUGGAAAUCGGCAAUGAAAAUAAAUCCAUUUUUCAUGAAGUCAGCAAGCUGAGUGAUAGACUGCCGGAAAUGAAAGAAUCGAGGUCAAUUUAGGAGUUUCAAAAUUUCAUUGUUGGUUUGCAGCUUGUGAGAAAUUGUUUACCAAUGAGAGCAAGUGCAGGAGAGGCACUCCAAUGUGAUUGCAAUGUUUAACAUGAGUUGCAUUUCAACGCAGUGACAUGCCAUGGGAGAUGUAAUGGUUUGGUUGGAUUAUUGUUUUUGCAAGCUGAUACAUGUCGCAGUGGAGAAACAAGAAACCAUUCAAGGUAAAACGGCAUCAACGCAUGAUCUGUAGUUGUACAUCCCAAUGUGAGAAAUUGUUUACUAAUGAGAGCAAGUGCAGGAGAGGCACUCCAAUGUGAUUGCAACGUUUAACAUGGGUUGCAGUUUAACGCGGUGACAUGCCAUGGGAGAUGUACUUGCCUAAUGGUUUGGUUGGAUUGUUGUUUUUGCAAGCUGAUACUUGUCGCAGUGGAGAAACAAGAAACCAUUCAAGGUAAAACGGAGACAACGCAUGAUCUGUAGUUGUACAUCCCAGGUGUUCGAUGUUGUAGCAUUGGAAGCAAGGAUCAUAAUCGAAACUGAUUAUGCGCAUAAGAAGAGUAAGUUAUGGAGAGAUUGUUUGAUACAUAUUUUUUUAUAUUAGCUACGAUCGGAAAACUGGACACUCCAGUUUUCUCAAGGUAACAUUUCAUAGCUACCAUCUGGAACUAGGAAGCUUUCCCAUCUAGUUUUUAGUUGUUGCUGUGUGUUACCAAAAUGAUCACAACUAUGGUUAAUACCAAACGGGCCCUGAGUUGAGCUUUAUAGCCUAUACAGAAUCUGGAGGGGUUGGAGAAUUGGUUGAGUGGUUCAUCUCUUCAUCAAAAGCUCGUCUAAUUCGCUGCGACAGGCUUAAGCGAAGAGCAGGAAUAACACCUCUGCAUGCAAGCUGUUCCCAAA
Messenger RNA from Rhodamnia argentea, 5162 nucleotides. Its product is annotated as putative disease resistance RPP13-like protein 1. Lineage: Eukaryota; Viridiplantae; Streptophyta; Magnoliopsida; Myrtales; Myrtaceae. The transcript is spliced from 2 exons. Bases 130 to 3966 code for a protein of 1278 amino acids. The record is from RefSeq and is a predicted model, not a curated record. Gene Ontology annotation, biological process: defense response to other organism. Gene Ontology annotation, molecular function: ADP binding.